AUGUCUGGAUUUGCUCCUUUGAAAAAUGAUUUGAUUCUAAGAGCUGCAAAAGGUGAAAAAGUGGAAAGACCUCCAAUUUGGAUCAUGAGACAAGCUGGUCGUUAUUUACCAGAAUAUCAUGAAGUUAAAGGUGGCCGUGAUUUCUUUGAAACUUGUAGAGAUGCAGAAAUUGCCUCAGAAAUUACAAUUCAACCAAUUGAUCAUUUUGAUGGAUUAAUCGAUGCUGCUAUCAUCUUUAGUGAUAUCUUGGUUAUUCCUCAAGCAAUGGGUAUGGAUGUUCAAAUGAUUGAUAAACAAGGUCCUCAUUUCACAGAUCCUUUAAGAACUCCUGAAGAUUUGAAAAAAUUGAGUAAAAAUGUUGAUGUUACAAAAGAAUUAGAUUGGGCUUUUAAAGCAAUCACUUUAACAAGAAAGAAAUUAAAUGGUAGAGUCCCAUUAUUAGGUUUUUGUGGUGGACCAUGGACUUUAAUGGUUUAUAUGAUUGAAGGUGGUGGUUCAAGAUUAUUUAGAUUUGCUAAAGAAUGGAUUUAUAAAUAUCCUGAAGCCUCUCAUGAAUUAUUACAAAGAAUCACAGAUGUUGCAAUUGAAUUCUUGGCUCAUCAAGUUGUUGCAGGUGCUCAAAUGUUGCAAGUGUUUGAAUCAUGGGGUGGUGAAUUAGGUCCAAAUGAAUUUAAAGAAUUUUCCUUACCUUAUAUUAGACAAAUUUCUGCUAAACUACCUAAAAAACUAAAAGAAUUAGGUAUAACUGAGGAAAUCCCAAUCACAAUUUUCUCAAAAGGUUCUUGGUAUGCAUUAAAUGAUUUAUGUGAAUCUGGUUAUAAUACAGUUUCAUUAGAUUGGUUAUAUCAACCUGAAGAAGCUGUUAAAGUUGCUAAUGGUAGAGUCACUUUACAAGGUAACUUGGAUCCAGGUACUAUUUAUGGCUCUGAUGAAAUCAUUUCUCAAAAAGUUGAAGCAAUGAUUAAAGGUUUUGGUGGUGGUAAACAACACUAUAUAAUAAAUUUUGGUCAUGGUACUCAUCCUUUCAUGGAUCCUGAAAAGAUCCGUCAUUUCUUAAAAGAGUGUCAUAGAAUUGGUUCUCAAUAG
This is a messenger RNA of Hansenula anomala, 1086 nucleotides long. RefSeq names its product uroporphyrinogen decarboxylase HEM12 (gene HEM12). Lineage: Eukaryota; Fungi; Ascomycota; Saccharomycetes; Phaffomycetales; Wickerhamomycetaceae. The transcript has 3 exons. Gene Ontology annotation, biological process: heme biosynthetic process. Gene Ontology annotation, molecular function: uroporphyrinogen decarboxylase activity. Gene Ontology annotation, cellular component: cytosol. The coding region runs from base 1 to 1086 and encodes 361 amino acids. The record is from RefSeq and is a predicted model, not a curated record.